ACCGGUACCUUAUGUGAAAGUGCAACUGCAGUUUAACUUGAACCAGCGAACUUUAUUAGCAUUAGCAAAUAGUCAGUAAUAUUUGGCUAGUGCAGAAAUGACUAAAAGACCAAUCAGAAUAAUCAUGUCCUAAUAUUAAAAUGCAGAUGUUGUUAUUCCAGGUAUUUGUUUUUCAGAUUUCAGGCUUUGAUUGAGUGUUUAAGGUCAUGAAAAAAAAUUACAUUUAUUUUGUUGUCAUUGUACUUUUCUUUUAUUCUAAAUUACUUGCAGACAAAACUGUAAAAUGUUUAAUCAAACAUAUUUGAGAAAUCUGCAUCAUAUUAUAAGAAAAUAUGAAUACGCGGCACAAAACAAUGAAGAGAAUUAUAUAAUUGAUAUAAAAUCAUUGGAGCCAAUUGAUGAUACGUUUGAAGAUUAUGAAAAUCGUGUAAAACUAACAGAUGAACAGAAAUUUGAACUCGAGGGACUUCAUAAUGUCACAAUUAAUGAGAUGAAAGAGGAUUUUUUUAAUAUUCCUGGUGAAGACUUUCCUGUAGUUUCUGAUGAUAUGUCUGUAUAUUCGUUAUCGGUACUAAAUACCGCAAAUGCUUUGUUAUUGGAGGGAACAGAUUUUACAAGCUCAUCUGACAAUGGUGUUCCUACAGGAUCAAUACCAGAUGCUUUUAAAGAUGCUAAUAUCGUAGCUUUGGACAAAAAUGGAAAUGAACUUUCAAUAAUUUUGGAUGAUAACAGUACAAUGGAGAGAAAAAUGAAUCAAUCAGUAAGAUCACAAAAUGCAAUGGAAGACGCUGAAACUUCAAUUGACGAAAUGAGUGAAACUUUGGAUAAAUGUGAGAGCAGUUUAGAAAAAUUUUUGCAAAACAAGAAAAAUGAAACACAAAAGAGAAAGCAAUCAGUCAGCUUAAAUUCUCCAAGUAAAGUGGCAAAAAAUGAAACACAAUCUCCAAGCAGUCCUGCACAUGUUUACGCAUCGGAAUCUGAAAUUUCAUUAAAUGAAGAUCCUUUCAAAACUAUAUUGUCUUCAUCAAACACAAAUCUUAGUAGUUCAUCUCAUCUUAUCAACACUGUUAGUGAUAAGUCACAAAAGGAAUCUUGUUACAAGAGUCAGAAAGGCAGGAUAAGGCUUCCCACAAAGGGUAUACUUUCUGAAGCAAAUAUACCAACAGAUGAUAUUCUGUGUAGUCCUAUCCGAAGGAUAAAACUGGCAUCACCAGUUUCCAGGGGUUCAGGUUUUACACGAAUUCCUGCAUUAGAUACUAGACAAGGUGGUUCAAGAAAUCUACUGUACGAUCCCAUGCAAAGUGAGGAUGAUAGCAGUGUGGAGGAUUUUCCAAGUUGAAAUAUUUGAGAAAUUAAUGUGAAAAUAGAAAUUUUGAUAUCGAGUGUUCAUUAAAAACACUGAGGAUGACAGUUUUUUCUUCUUCACACUAAUAUGUAAAGUUCUGGGCACGGUCAUUGUGCUAUUCCAGUUGUUACAUAGUUUCUUUUAAUUCUAGCCAGUGCAGUGUUUUUCUGGUGUUGGUGCAAUAAUGACUUUCACUCUUGUACCAUCAAGUUCUUACUAUAUAUAUUCUUCUGCUGAUAUUUUUGAGACUUAUUAAAACGCAAGAGAUGCUAUUUCAGUGGCAACAUUCUUUCUCUUGAUUCUAGCCAGUGUGGUUUUCAAUUCUGGCGUUGGUGUGAAAAUGGCAUUUACUUUUGUACCAAGUACUUACUAUAUUCUUCGUGCCAAUUUCUUACUCUAUUCUUUGUAUCAAGUUCUUACUAUAUAUAUUUUUGAGACUUAUUAAAACCCAAGAGAUGCUAUUUCAGUGGCAACAUUCUUUCCCUUGAUUCUAGCCGGCGCGAUUUUUGAUUCUGGUAUUGGUGCAAAAAUGGCUCUUACUUUUGACUUUUUUCUUUCAUUUAUUUCUGUACUACUAUUUGUGAGACUUUAAAACCUGUUAUGUGACUGCUGGAACCAUUUACCGAACCUUCGAAUUGGUAUGCGAUCAUAAUCGCAUGCCAAACUUUGACGUUUAAACUCAUAAAGACAUUCUUAUAGAACUAAGUUCCCAACACUAACCCAUUGUUAGGUUACUACUGAAAUCACUGAGAUCACACAACCGCUGAGAUAGCAUUCUAAAGUGGCAUCAAUCAAUUAUUAUCGAUACAAAUAAAAAUUAGAUAUUACUUAUUUCUAUGAUUUUCCAAAAUUCUUUUUUUCCAGUUAUAUAUUGCAGGAAGUGUACAAAUACCAUUGGAAAUUAUUUGUGUGUACACAGAUUUAUUACAUUUUUUAGUGUAUAAUAUAAUCUCAUCAUUCUCGCCUCGUAUUUGUAUAUGUAAUUUGUCAAUUUUGGAAUUGUAGCCAAUAUUUUAACUGUAAACGAUCACUCUUUUUAUAGUUUUACUAUUCUGAACAGUGUUAACUGUUUAGUCCUUUUUAAAGGCAGGUAUUAAUAUUCAUAUCUUGUUCCUCUCAUUUUAUUGAUUGUUAUCAAUGCACACGUUAACAGUUUUGAAUGCACACUUUCUUUAUAUAUAUUUUUGUAUGUUUUUCUAUUGGUAGGUAUGUUACAAUCACGUGCUAAAUAUCCAAACAAAACUGUGAUAGAACCUCGUCACGACAGUUUGUGCUGAGUAAACCUUUCUUCAUUGUUUAUUUCUUUCAGCAAUUUCAUUAUGCUUUGAAUUUCUUAUUUCUAAUAAAGGUCAAAACUAUA
Messenger RNA from Styela clava, 2705 nucleotides. RefSeq lists its product as uncharacterized. NCBI's taxonomy places the organism in Eukaryota, Metazoa, Chordata, Ascidiacea, Stolidobranchia, Styelidae. The record is from RefSeq and is a predicted model, not a curated record.